This is a messenger RNA of Acomys russatus (golden spiny mouse), 3189 nucleotides long. Its product is annotated as solute carrier organic anion transporter family member 1A5-like. NCBI's taxonomy places the organism in Eukaryota, Metazoa, Chordata, Mammalia, Rodentia, Muridae. Gene Ontology annotation, biological process: transmembrane transport; sodium-independent organic anion transport; bile acid and bile salt transport. The record is from RefSeq and is a predicted model, not a curated record. Gene Ontology annotation, cellular component: membrane. The coding region runs from base 217 to 2229 and encodes 670 amino acids. Gene Ontology annotation, molecular function: bile acid transmembrane transporter activity; protein binding. The transcript has 15 exons.
GAAGCCACCCAAUAGGCUGUCUCUCACAGUUAGAGGCAAUUUGGAGAUUCUGGAAAUAGGUGCUUUUCAUAAGACCUUUGCUGCUGUGACUUUCUUUUUCCGUCACCAGGGAGAGGACCUUCUCCUCAGGCUUCUUCAUGUAUGUUCUUCUUGCUUGGCCAAGACAGCAGUAGGACAGUUAAAGCGUAAACAUCUGGAAACAAUCAGAAGAACAGCAUGGGAGAACCUGAGCAAAGAGGUGCAACCCAUGGGGUCAGAUGCUUUUCCAAGAUCAAGAUGUUUCUGUUGGCAAUAACAUGUGCGUAUUUUUCCAAAUCGCUCUCUGGAGUUUACACGAAUUCCAUGCUCACACAGCUAGAGAGACAAUUCAACAUCCCCACAUCAAUAGUUGGAUUCAUCACUGGGAGCUUUGAGAUUGGAAACCUUUUGUUGAUUAUCUUUGUGAGUUAUUUCGGAACAAAGCUGCACAGACCUAUCAUGAUUGGUGUUGGAUGUGCACUUAUGGGCCUCGGGUGUUUCCUAAUGUCUCUACCUCAUUUCCUCAUGGGCCGAUAUGAAUAUGAAACAACGAUUUCACCUGCAAUCAACUUGUCCUCAAACAGCUUCUUGUGUGUGGAAAACAGAACCCAGACCUUGAAACCAACGCAGGAACCAGCAGACUGUGUCAAAGAAAUUAAAUCAUUAAUGUGGAUAUAUGUAAUGGUAGGAAAUGUUAUACGUGGAAUGGGUGAAACUCCCAUCAUGCCUUUGGGUAUUUCCUACAUAGAGGAUUUUGCCAAAUCUGAAAACUCUCCUCUGUACAUUGGGAUUUUAGAAACUGGAAAAGUCAUUGGCCCUUUAGUUGGACUUUUGUUGGGAUCCUUCUGUGCAAGCAUUUAUGUAGACAUUGGUUCUGUGAAUACAGACAACCUGACCAUAACUCCCGCUGACACACGCUGGGUCGGUGCCUGGUGGAUGGGCUUUCUGAUCUGUGCAGGAGUGAACAUCCUCACCAGCGUCCCCUUCUUCUUUCUUCCCAAAACACUCCCAAAGGAAGGAAUAAAGGAUAAUGUGGAUGAAACUAAAAAUGGCAGAGAAGAGAAGCACAGAGAAAGAGCCAAGGAGGAAAAACACGGAAUCACUAAAGAUUUUGUGCUGUUCAUGAAAAGCCUGUCCUGCAACCCGGUUUACAUGCUUUUCAGUCUUGUAAGUGUGCUCCAGGUCAAUGCGUUUAUUAGCCUAUUUACCUUCAUGCCUAAAUACCUGGAGCAGCAGUAUGGAAAGUCAACUGCAGAGGUGGUCUUUCUCAUAGGUGUUUAUAACCUACCUCCAAUAUGCCUCGGAUAUUUACUUGGUGGCUUGAUUAUGAAGAAAUUCAAGAUCACUGUCAAGAAAGCUGCGUACAUAGGGUUCUGCCUAUGCCUGGCUGAGUACCUUCUAUCUUUCUGUAACUUUCUGAUAACCUGUGAUAAUUUCCCAGUCGCCGGCUUAACUACCUCUUAUGAUGGAAAUCAGCAGCCUCUACAUGUGGAGAAUAAAGUCCUUGCUGACUGCAACACAAGGUGUAGCUGCUUAACGAAAACAUGGGAUCCAGUGUGUGGUGACAAUGGCAUAGCGUACAUAUCAGCCUGCCUUGCAGGCUGUGAGAAGUCUGUCGGAACAGGAAUCAACAUGAUGUUUCAAAACUGCAGCUGCAUUCACUCAUCAGGAAACUCAUCUGCUGUCCUCGGGCUGUGUAAGAAGGGCCCUGACUGCACUAACAUGCUGCAGUACUAUUUAAUCAUGACAGUAAUUGGUUGUUUCAUCUACUCUCUAGCAGCCAUUCCUGGGUACAUGGUUCUUCUGAGGUGUAUCAAGUCUGAAGAGAAGUCACUUGGCAUUGGAUUACAUGCAUUUUACAUAAGAGUAUUUGCUGGCAUUCCUGCACCAAUUUACUCUGGUGCUUUGAUAGACAGGACCUGUUUACAUUGGGGAACUCUGAAAUGUGGUGAGCCAGGGGCGUGCAGGAUGUAUGAUAUAAAUAGUUUCAGGCGCAUUUACCUUGGGUUGCCUGCAGCACUAAGAGGAUCAAGCUUUCUCCCAGCAUUCUUCAUCCUAAUACUUAUGAGGAAGCUCCAACUCCCUGGGGAAAUUGACUCUUCAGAAACUGGACUUGCAGAGAUGAAGCUCACAGAGGAGAAAAGCAAAUGCCUGGAUGAGCACAGAAGUCCUGAGGUUGACAACGAUGCAGAACUGAAAACUAAGAUGUAAUGAGUUUUCUACUGGCCUGUGCAAGCCCAUGAAGAGAAUGUACAUCUCAUUCGUUUUAAAGCAUGAGAGGUACUGUAGGAACUCUUAUUUUUAAGGGCUUCAAAAUUUGCUUUUACUCAUGAUAAAAAUAUUUACUGAUAGCAGUUUCAGAACUUUAGGGGUAUCACUUAAGAUUUUUCUCAGGGAAGACUUCCAUGGCUACCCCCACACUGAACUUUAAAGCUGCCUUCAUUUUCAAAGUUUUCUUUUAACUUAAUUGAAGGAAGUGUGUGUUUCUCACAUAAUUUCAAAAAACUUUAAACAUUUCCUAUUUCCAAAGCACUAUUUGUUUUGAAUUUACACUUUGAUGCUGGAGGGAUUUAGUGCUGAAAAUAUGUAAUCUGGUUGUGCCACAUUGAAAUAAUUUGUUUAACUUUAUCCUUUAUAUGUGCAAGAUGUCUGCACAGGUCUCUAAUUAUUCAGGAGCUAACUCUGUCUCUCUGUUUUCUUUUUAAUUGUAGACAUUAUGUUUCCAAUAUUAGACUUCUCAGUUGUGUGUCAUCUCUUGCUUUCAAUCCCUUGUAUCAUUGCUCAUGUCCCAGAGCUGAUCAUUUUGUUUAGAACACUGACAGACAUAAUGAUAUUAUUAAAGAUCAUGUAGCAAAGACAGUUCAAACUUUUUUCUAGCAAUUCAAAGCUAGUCAUGAAAGCCUUUUUAAAAAAUCAAGUAUUUGAAAUAACUCGUUCUUUCAAAGGUCCUUUGUAGAGAUUGGAUUAUAUCUCAGUGGUACAAUGAUUUCCUAGUAUGUGCCAGGCCCUGGGUUCAACCACAAGACAGAGUUAACUACUGACAGAACGAAAUAAAAUAAAAUGAAAUAAAAAACAAAUUAAGACUGAGUGUUGUUGGAGGUUGGUCUGUUCGCUGCUCAUAUGAGUAGACUCACAUCCCCCAAAUGUUUGUAACCUUGCUUAAGACCUUAU